This is a messenger RNA of Branchiostoma belcheri (Belcher's lancelet), 1080 nucleotides long. RefSeq names its product protein JTB-like. Gene Ontology annotation, biological process: mitotic cytokinesis. Lineage: Eukaryota; Metazoa; Chordata; Leptocardii; Amphioxiformes; Branchiostomatidae. Gene Ontology annotation, cellular component: midbody; membrane; cytoplasm. Bases 339 to 782 code for a protein of 147 amino acids. The record is from RefSeq and is a predicted model, not a curated record. The transcript is spliced from 5 exons.
CGAACGCGGGUCACUCGGGGUCACGCUGCUGACAUGGAGGGAGGGUGAGUAAGCAAGCUCGUGUUUUCUGAGUCAUCAGCCACAGUUUUAAUUUAUCUGUUCCAGCCAAGCCUCAGAUUCAGGAGCCAAGAGAACAACAGAUAGUACAGACGAGCUAUGCCUGCAGAUUGGACCUACUGUAGGCCCAGGCACUACUAGGACUCCCUUGUUAGAACAUACAUGUCCGGUUGGCCAUGGUGACUGGUGACUACUACCGGUAUUAGUGUGUUGUCACUAGAGGACUGAAGGACAAAAAUAAAACGUUGAAAACAGGAGACAACUACGCAAAGAAGAAGAUCAUGUCGGCUUCGUUACGACUGUCGAAACCCGUGCUGCUUAUAUUCUUCACGUAUUCAAGCCUCCAGUGUUUAUCAGUGUCAGCAGCUGAGAACUCCAAGCUCAAGAGCUCUGCCCAGGCUGUUACAAGUUCUGAAGAAUGCUGGCUGCAGGAGAAAUAUGAAGUAGUUGAAAAAUGCAGACCGUGCAAACAGUUUGAACUGACCAGUAACUCUAUCCCUGUGUGCUCUGUGACGGGAUAUGUGGAGAAAGUAUCUUGCAAGAGUUCAGGAGAGGUUUACAGAAGUUGCCACAACAUGAGAGCUGAGGAAAGAGCCUUCUGGACGUUUGAGGGGGUCUGGUUCGGUGUGUUUGUCGCUGGAUACAUCGCAGUUUUUCUUCGGCAAAGAAUUCUGGAUGGUGCAGCAACAGCCAAAGUACACAAACAGAUUGCAAAUAGUGUAUGACACAACGAGACCUACAAUGUACGAUCAAUGAUAACUUGUGCAGAUAUAUUUGUACAAAUAGCUGUUCCUAUCAAUCUUGUACAUUCAAAACAGAAAUUGAGCUUCGGUCUUUUUUGGUUUUUCAUUAUUUUUUUCUUUUUGCUGUUUUAGCUGUGAAAGCUGUAACCUGGAUCAUGGUAGGGGGAGGGUUAACAGUUUUGGAAAAGCAAAAUACAUGUACAGCUAUUUGUGACGUUUUGACGGGUUAUGGACAAUUAUCAUGAUUGUUUUAGUUACAGACUGAGAAGGCACUCAUGGC